AUGACCUGCAGAGUGAUCCACCGUGGACAGCUUACCAACAGCUUCCAGGUGAAGACUGGAGUCCGACAAGGAUGCUUGUUAUCCCAGCUCCUCUUCCUCAACGCCAUCGACUGGAUCAUGAAGACAUCCACUAGCGAACGCAGAAAUGUAAUCCAGUGGACCUUGUGGAGUCAACUGGAUGACUUGGACUUUGCCAACGACCUUGCACUUCUUUCCCACAGCCAGCAGCAGAUGCAAGAGAAGAUCAGUGUGUUGGCAGCUACAUCAGCACAGGUUGGACUCAUCAUCCACAAGGAGAAGACCAAGAUCCUUAAGAGCAACGUCAACCCAAUCACCCUGAAUGGAAGUCCCCUGGAGGAAGAACAGAUAUUCACCUACCUGGGCAGCAUAAUCGACCAGCAAGGUGGAGCAGAUGCAGAUGUCAAGGCAAGGAUCGACAAAGCAAGAAUCGCCUUCAUCCAGCUCAAGAACAUCUGGGCUUCCAGAGAGCUAACCUUGACCAUCAAGAUCCGCAUGUUCAACUCCAAUGUGAAGUCAGUUUCGCUGUACAGGGCUGAAACCUGGAGGACAACCAAAACCACCAACAGAAGAAUCCAGACCUUCAUCAACAGCUGUCUCAGAAGGAUUCUCCACAUUUGCUGGCCAGACACAAUUAGUAACACCAACAUAUGUGAAAGGACCUGCCAACUUUCAGAAGAGGCAGAAAUCUGGAAGAGAAGUUGGGGCUGGAUAGGGCAUAUCAUAUGCAAACCGCCAACCAACAUCAUCAGGCAGGCUCUCAGGUGGAACACCCAAGGAAAGAUGAAGAGAGGCCGUCCAAGAAACACCUGA
Molecule: messenger RNA, 831 nt
Organism: Pelobates cultripes (western spadefoot toad)
Lineage: Eukaryota; Metazoa; Chordata; Amphibia; Anura; Pelobatidae
Source: the annotation of a GenBank genome assembly